AUGUCGUCAAUAAUUCAUGCUGUUAGUCAUGCUCUUACUGGACAUGGUGAAAAUUCAGAGAAAAAGUCUAAUGUUCAUACAGUUAUCUGUGAUGAUGUGAAAGUUAAAUCGGUUGUUAAUAGUGAAACACAAUCAAAAGCAACUAUUCGACAUUCACAAAAUAAAAUCAAUGAAUUAAUGGCUAAAUUAAGUUCAGCCCAUAUACAAAUUGAUGAAUAUUCUCGAAAUCGUAAUAAUGAAAUAUCAGAAGCUGUUAAAAAUAGUAUCGAAAAAAUUGUUCAUGAAACACAAAUUCAGCAACAACAAUUAUUUAAUCAUACUCAAAAACAAUCAGCUGAAAUUGAAAAUGGAUAUACAGAAAAAUUAGUGUUAUUUAUUAAUCAACUUGAUGAAGAAAAAGCAGCAACAUUAGUACAACUAGAAAAAGAUUUAUAUCUUCGUCAAGAACAAAUUCUUGAAUCAGCUAGAAAACGUAUUGAUGCAUUAAAUGAAGAAGCUAAUCGAUUAAAAAUGAAUGUAUUUAAAGAAGCUCAAGAAAAAGCAAAUUUAAAAAUUGAAGAAAUUACUGACAAAGUUGCUCAUCUUGGUGUCGAAGAUGCAACUCGUCGUUUAACAAGUACAACAACGACAGUUAUAACAACAAAAGCACAAACAGAAAAUCAUGCAAAUGAUGCUAAAUCAAUGGCAAAACAUUUUUGA
This is a messenger RNA of Rotaria sordida, 699 nucleotides long. Lineage: Eukaryota; Metazoa; Rotifera; Eurotatoria; Philodinida; Philodinidae. The record is from the annotation of a GenBank genome assembly.